AUGUCCCCACAGAUCCUGCAGACGGGGCAGGAGAUCCUGGAGCUGGACACGAGCGGCUUCGCCACCCAGGGACCCACCGUGUUCGCCGGGAACCUGGGGGACGGACAGUACAUCGUGCAGGUGUCACCCCUGGGGCUCAGGCUGCUCGAGGGAGUGACGCAGCUGCACUUUGUGCCGGUGGAUUUGGGGUCCCCGAUCGUUCACUGUGCGGUGGCCGAUCCCUUCGGGGUCCUGCUCAGCGCCGAGGGCCACCUGGCCACCUUCACCCUCAAAGGGGACACCUACGGUGGCCGUGCCCCACGCCUGGCCCUGCUCAGGCCACCCCUGUCAUAUCAAUCCAAGGUGACAGCGCUGUGCCUGUACCGGGAUCUCAGUGGGAUGUUCACCACCGAGAGCCGCGUCCCCCGCGAGGAUCCCCCGCCCCGACCCCACGCCGAGGCCGAGACCCUCAUCCAGGACCUCAGUGACUCCGUGGACGAUGAGGAGGAGAUGCUCUACGGGGACUCGGGGGCCCAGCGCAGCCCCCCCAAGGAGGAGCCGCGUCGUCCCGGCCCCCCCGAGCGGGACCCCCCCCAAAACAGCCCCGAACCCACCCACUGGUGUGUCCUGGCGCGGGAGAACGGGAACAUGGAGGUAACUGGGAAUACUGGGAAUGCCGGGAAUGCUGGGAACGCCGGGAAUGCCGGGGAGGGGGAGCGGGAAGAGCAAGGGGGGUGCUGA
This is a messenger RNA of Neopelma chrysocephalum (saffron-crested tyrant-manakin), 720 nucleotides long. RefSeq names its product cleavage and polyadenylation specificity factor subunit 1-like. Lineage: Eukaryota; Metazoa; Chordata; Aves; Passeriformes; Pipridae. The coding region runs from base 1 to 720 and encodes 239 amino acids. The record is from RefSeq and is a predicted model, not a curated record. Gene Ontology annotation, molecular function: protein binding. The transcript is spliced from 4 exons. Gene Ontology annotation, cellular component: nucleus; mRNA cleavage and polyadenylation specificity factor complex.